AUGGCCAUGCAAAGCCAAACAGCAAAUUCGCGAUCGCGCGAGGUGAUUUCAAUCCAUGUCGGACAAGCUGGAGUUCAGAUGGGCAAUGCCUGCUGGGAGCUGUAUUGUUUGGAACAUGGUAUCCAGCCGGAUGGCAUUAUGCCUGAAGACGACUCUCUU
Messenger RNA from Cooperia oncophora, 159 nucleotides. The record is from the annotation of a GenBank genome assembly. NCBI's taxonomy places the organism in Eukaryota, Metazoa, Nematoda, Chromadorea, Rhabditida, Trichostrongylidae.